GGGAGCGUGUGAGAGAGAGACUGGGAGACGAGGAGACUGGGAGACGAGGAGCCUGGGAGAGCAGGCAGCGGCGGCGUGAGCAACAGAAGUACCGCGAUCCCGUCCAUCAUCAUCGCAUGCAGCAGUCAGUCAUCAAGGGGUCGCCAGGAAAGCCUGCGGUUCCGGGCUGCCCUCCUGGUCCAUAGUGCAGAAGGAAUGAUCUCAAGCGCCGGAAUCGUGACCUGUUAAAUGAGAAAAGAACUCUAAACAGCGAGGGUGGAAGAAAUAAGAAGUGACGGCGUUUUCAUCUAUUAACUGCAUUAACCGUUUAGAUAAUAGGCUAAUAAUAACUUCAUUUUUGCGACAUCCCAACAGACUUGGAUAACUGCGAAGAACGAAGCAACAGCUUACCCCUCCGAAGAAACACUUUGCAAAAUGGUUACUGAUCUGAAGAUACACUGAUUUAAAAAAGGGUGCCCCGUUGCCCUUGCCCAUAGCCAAAGUUACCAUGGCAGCGGGAGUAGCAGCAUGGCUCCCCUUUGCCAGGGCUGCAGCCAUCGGCUGGAUGCCAGUGGCCAACCUGCCCAUGCCCAUGGCUCCCGCUGAGAAGAACAAGCGGCAAGACGAGCUAAUUGUCCUGAAUGUCAGUGGGCGUCGCUUCCAGACCUGGAAGAACACCCUGGACCGCUACCCAGAUACGCUUCUUGGUAGCUCGGAAAAAGAGUUCUUCUAUGAUGAGGAGACGAAGGAGUACUUUUUCGACCGUGACCCUGACGUCUUCCGCUGUGUCCUAAACUUCUACCGAACUGGAAAGCUGCACUACCCUCGCUAUGAGUGCAUCUCGUCCUAUGACGAGGAGCUGGCUUUUUUCGGCAUCAUUCCCGAGAUCAUCGGCGACUGUUGUUACGAAGAGUACAAGGACCGCAAACGGGAGAACGCGGAGCGCCUCAUGGAUGACCAGGAGGACAACAAGGACAGCAAGCAGCCUAAUGUCACAUUCCGUGAGACCAUGUGGCGUGCGUUCGAGAACCCCCACACCAGCACCAUGGCCUUGGUCUUCUACUAUGUCACUGGCUUCUUCAUUGCCGUCUCUGUCAUUACCAAUGUGGUUGAGACUGUGCCCUGUGGAUCCACCCCCAAUCAGAAAGACAUGCCCUGCGGUGAGAGGUACACUGUAGCAUUUUUCUGCAUUGACACAGCCUGCGUCAUGAUCUUCACCGUGGAAUACCUGAUGCGGCUUUUUGCUGCACCCAGCCGCUAUCGAUUCAUGCGUAGCGUGAUGAGCAUCAUCGACGUGGUGGCCAUCCUGCCCUACUACAUCGGCCUGGUGAUGACGAACAACGAAGAUGUGAGCGGCGCCUUUGUCACGCUGAGGGUCUUCCGCGUCUUCCGGAUCUUCAAAUUCUCCCGCCACUCUCAGGGCCUACGCAUCCUGGGCUACACCCUGAAGAGCUGCGCCUCAGAGCUGGGCUUCCUCCUCUUCUCCCUCACCAUGGCAAUCAUCAUCUUCGCCACCGUCAUGUUCUACGCAGAGAAGGGCUCCACCUCCAGCAAGUUUACCAGCAUUCCAGCUUCCUUCUGGUACACCAUCGUCACCAUGACGACCCUGGGUUACGGGGAUAUGGUACCCAAGACGAUCGCAGGGAAGAUCUUUGGCUCUAUCUGCUCAUUGAGUGGUGUGUUGGUAAUAGCCCUACCAGUCCCUGUCAUCGUGUCCAAUUUCAGUCGAAUCUAUCACCAGAACCAGAGAGCAGACAAACGACGGGCGCAAAAAGUGCAGAAAGCCAGACUGGCAAGGAUACGAAUAUCAAAGACAGGCACCCCAAGGCCCUUCCUGCACAGUAAGCGUAACGGCCUCCCGAACGAGGCACUGGAUCUGACGGGUUCCAUUGAAGAGGGAAAUCAUCAGGGUGCAGCAAUAUCAUUGCUAGAAAGCCAACACCACCACCUACUGCGCUGCUUGGAGAAAACCACUAACCACAAAUUUGUGGACGAGCACCUGUACGAACAGAACUGCCUGGAGGGGGCGCUCCAGAACUACCCAUCCCACAGCCCCUCCCUCUCCAGCUCCGGCAGCCUGACAGGAACCUGCUGCUCCCGUCGGGCGCGGAAGAGCUCCCACCUGCCCAAUGCAAGCGCCCCACCAGGACCUCUGUGCGGCCUGCAGGAGCUGAGUGCCGUGCACAUCCAACAUAGCGACCGACCACCGCUCAGCACAAGCCGUUCCAGUCUGAACCUCAUGCCCAAAGAAGUGCUUUGCAAGACUAAUUGCAAGAGCAGCCAGAUCACUGCAGCGAUCAUUAGCAUCCCAACCCCUCCGGGCACGACCCCAGACGGAGACGGGCACACGGCAUCAAGCCCCAGCACCCAGACCACAGUCAGCUCGAACGUUGUCAAAGUGUCUGCCCUGUGAUUGGCCUCUACAUACACCCUCUGAUAGGCCCUGAGGAUCAGCAGGGGAUCCCUGGAGGAACACACAGGCAGUGACUGUAUCUGGGACGGCUGCCCCCUCCUUCCUGGUGUAUAAGCUGACAGAGCCUGUCAGUUACAAGAAGGAUGACCUUCAUUUCGGUCUGAAGAGAGGGAGAAAGUAAAAGAAAAGGCUGGAACCGUCUGAUUUCUAGAUACGUUAGUGUUUUUGAAUGGACCACAUGCAUUCCACAAGAAAGAUUGGACUAGGAAAGUCAUGUGACACUGUGCUCUAAUACUUUUACAUUUCUUUUGGACUGGAAGGGUUUAUAAGAAACUAUAACAAGAGGCAGACACAAAGAAAAAACAAUAUUUUAAAAGAGAAGAAGCAAGUAAAUAUUACCUUUUUUCUGAGUUUAUUUUCCUUUGUUUUGUGUUGUUUAGUCAAUAUAUUUACCUUGCUAAAAUGUAUAUCUUAAACCUUAAAUAUUUUUAUGUAUUUAUUUAUUUUGUUUUAGAGAAAUGACAAAAACGGAUUAUAAAAACAAGGUAGGUGUGUCUGUAACAGGUGUUAGUGGGCUUUGAUUUUUCUGUGUGUGUGUGUGAAUGUGUUUGUGUACCUGAAUGUCUGUGUGAAAGAGGUGUGUUUAUCCAAUGUGAAACUUACACAGGCUGCAUGCACACCAGUUAGCAGCUACUCGGGGCGAGUCUCUGAACACAAUUAUGUCCAGAAUAUUCAUCUUUUUAAACAUGACAUGCAUUUCAUUAGGGUCCCUCUAUUGCUUUCACUGGCUGCUACCAGGCUUUGGUCCAUAACAUCUUAACUUCAGCUCCAUUCAUAGUACUAUUUAGACAUUAAUAAAAUAUAUGACGUCUGAGCAGAAAACAAACAACUGAAGAAUGUAGCUCAUGAAAGCACAAGGAGACCCUGUGACAUGGAUGUGUUCUGACUCUGACCUUAGCCAUGGGUUCGUUGUGACUAGCUUUGACAGAACAUUUUGUGGAAUUGGCCAUCAUAUGGCAAACCAGUAAGACUGUCCCAUCAUGCUGAUGGAGGAUAGAAGUACUGGUAGUCAAACAUUAGUUGUUUUUGUAGCUCAUGAGGAAUUUAAAAAAUUGAUGUGUAAGUGUGUGCUCCACAUAGAUCCUUGGUGUUUCUUGCUGCCUUCAGUGUUCUCCAGAUCUUCUUAAUCUUAGUUUUCUUCUAUAUAACGGGGCUUAUUUGCUGCCAAUGGCCUUGACCCACCUGUCCCUGCAGGCUAGCUUUGUCUCAACUCCUAUGACACUGGCUAAGAUUCUACAGAUCUCUCUUCAUCCUCCAUGUUGAUCUCGUUUUAUGUAUGCACUCCGCAUCUCUUUGACCACGACUGAUAAGAUGAAACAGACCAAUAGAUCUUUAUUCUUUUUGUUUGUCCCCAUGAGGUGGGUAGAUAUUUGGCAUCAAGUACCCCUUUUGCAGUUCUGCAAAGCAUCUCUCGUGUGAGCCAUUGUCAGAGCUGUAAUUUUCCUGUUUGUAUCUAUCAUCGUGUUAGGGUAUGGUACUGUGAUUUUGCUGGAGCUUUAGGUAAAAAAGCCUCAAUGAGCCAUUCAGAGGUAGCCCUGAAUGUUAUAGAAAGUGCUUGCCAUCAAUGUUACGUGAUUUUUGGGAGGCAGGACGGGGGAAAUUCCUGCUACUUCCAUAAUAUACCUGCAAAAUUAUACCUCAUCACUAACCAAACUGACAGACAAAGCACAGGUCAUGACUGUUGAUAUUUUGAUUCUCUAGUAGCUCCAAAAAUUAUGCAAUAACAGCAUUUUGCGCUCUAUAUUUACUGCGAAAGGCCUUGGAUCUGGAAGUCAAUUCAAUCAUGGUUACCUGGUUACCAUGGUUACAAACUCCCAAUAGGCAGUUCUUAAUUGUGGUUCCUUUUCCUCUCAUUCAAAUAAGAAACAUUCCUGAGGGCAGUUGACCGACAGCACCUCCCAGUGUACACGCUACCGGGGCUUGGUGUCUAACAUUCCAGAACAGUCACAGAACCUCCUUUUAUGUAGGGCCUAAGCGAUUCGAAAAGUUUGCCUCUGACACCAAUACUUAUUUCAAGGAGCUAAAAAUUCUGUUAACCGAACAUGAACUCUCACAAUGUUGAACUCUCAAACAAGAACACAUUUAAAAUACAUUGUUCUACUUAACAAAAGCACCUCAGAAUGAACUGUAUUCACACACAAAAGAAAUCACUUGCGGUCCUGAGGUUUUUGUGUGGUAUAAUGCAAUACUUCCAUUCCAAUUACUAACACCUGUCUUAUGUAGGACUUUGUAUAAGAAUAUGGAUUCUGAGUUUAUUCACCCUUUUUUGGAUUUUAGUUUCUUCUGUGUUUCUUAUGUCUUCAUAUUUGAAUUUCAGUAUUCGUUGUUUGCCUUGCGAUGGGUUGGCGCCCCAUCUUGGGUUACUCCAUGUAUUGAGCCCGUAGCUUCCGGGAUUGGCUCCGGACCCCUGUGACCCUACAUAGGACAAGCUGGUACAGAAAAUGGAUGGAUGGAUGGAUGGAUGUGUACUGGUUGCAUUAAUCCCUCUUCAGACAGUAGGGCAUGGACACCUUUUUUUUUUUUUACUUUUUUGGUGCCCGUUUUUAGUUACUUUAAGAGUUAAUCGUACGGCAUUAUCUUUCCACCUUGUCUUUAGUUCAGUGAAAUGGUAGGGAGAUUUUUUGUAUUUUACUGCAGAUGUGGGUUUUUGUUUGUUGUUCUGGCAGACUGCACAUCUGGCACUGGUUGUUCACAUCUCACGGCUCUUACGCCUGCCGCUGUAAAUAAAACUCACGGCUGAAGGAAUUCCCAUGGUCUGUCCCACAUAAAACUACACACGUUUUCACAGCUCAGCCACAGACUGAGGUGUAACACUUACUAAUAAGAUUAAGAAUGGUGCGAUACAAUGGAGGAAGCAUAUAUACUCAACAUUUUCUCCAGUGAGAGAGUUCCUUUAUUCAUCAUAAAUGCUAUUGGUGUUUAGCAGUGGAUUUUCUGCCCGUGACAUGAAAUUUUUGCCCUGAUAUACUUUGCUUGAGCCCUAUUUUGUAAUGCUUUUCCCAAGAUUCCACCACUUGAGUUGGUCGUGACCCUAUGCCAGAAUGAGGCUUUUUCAGUUCUGGGACCAAGAGGUGAGGUGAGAGGUAUGAACAUUUAUGUAACAGAUUACAGAUCACAUGUUAAAUGAGGUGCAUGUGAAUAUAUGAGGUAGCGUGAAGAGUGAGGUGAUGUGAAAUGACAUUGGGCUACAUGUCCUGAAGAUGGUCGUUGGGCAACAGGUUUGAAAACAAAAGAGGUUAUGAUCUGUGUCAUCAUUGUUCAUUGUACCGUGGGGAGGGACGGAUGGAAUUGUUCAGUUACAUCGUGUGUUUUUAUGACAGGAUAAAAUGUAGGUCUGUAGAUUGUUUUUUUUCUCUUUCUUUACCUGUCUAUCCUUUUGAAUUCUCCCCAACUGCUGUGCAUAUCUUGUCAAAUGUUAUAUAUCAUUUAUGACUUUGUCUUGUGUCACAACUGUGAAGCGCCUGAUAAAGAUCUAUAUCUGCCACAAA
Molecule: messenger RNA, 5940 nt
Organism: Brienomyrus brachyistius
Lineage: Eukaryota; Metazoa; Chordata; Actinopteri; Osteoglossiformes; Mormyridae
Product: potassium voltage-gated channel subfamily D member 3-like
Exons: 7
Coding region: 488-2392 (634 amino acids)
Biological process (GO): protein homooligomerization; potassium ion export across plasma membrane
Cellular component (GO): neuronal cell body; membrane; voltage-gated potassium channel complex
Molecular function (GO): A-type (transient outward) potassium channel activity; protein binding
Source: RefSeq, a predicted model, not a curated record